GACAGAGCGCCCCGCGUUACUGUAUUGCAAGUAACUUCUCGGGCCUCAGGGCUGCAGCGCAUCGCGCGAGCGAGCGAGUCCUUGGGAGAUGUCAGACGUGACGGGUGUCGGUGGGACGUGAUCGUUAAUUAUUGUUAUUAUUAAUCGUCGGAAGAACGACGUCGCCCGAUACACCGUGACGCACGCCGAGCCGUUUAGCAUGACAUUGCCACUUCGGACGGGGGUCUCGUGAAAUCAAUUCGUCCGGGAUCCUGCUAUCUCUUAUCCCCCGAUCGCGGAGCACCGAUGCCGAUAAGCUCCUGAUACGGCGGCCGCUGUUGCUCGGGGCGAGUCGCGAUGGGUAGCAAGUACAGUCCGGGGAAGAUCACCCUGGGGAUGAUAAAAGGCAAGCCGAUCGCCACGUCGGUGCCGGUGAUCCACUACCGAGCCAACGACGACGAGCUGGAUGAGCUGUAUCCGAGCUCCUCCGACGACGAGCGGCGCCUCACGCCGGAGUCCGACAGGAGGCUACCGUCGAGCCCCUCCAAGAGCAGCGAGAAUGGCCAGGGGCUGGAGAACGACGCGGAGAGGCGUUCCAUCGACGACAAUGCGUCCGAGGGCACCCCGCCGUCCUCGGAUCCCUGGAGGGUGCUGUCCGAGAUCAAGGGCAAGAUCACAAAGACGUUCGAGGAGAAGCUGUCCGAGAUAAAGAGCGACAGGAAGAAGAGGCGUAGGCGCAAGAAGGACAAUUCGAGCGUCAGCGACUCGGAGGAUCUGGGCGACGUCACGCCGACCGACGAGAACGUCAACGACAGGCAGGAGAGAGAGCCGGGUCUCGGCCGCGGUAAGGGCAACGCCGCGAGAUUCGUGGGCUUCUCGCAGGUGAGGACCGGCCUGAAGACGAAGAACUCCCAGGACGACAGCGUGGAGAGCGGCGUCGAGGCCGCUGAGUUCCCCGAGCUCGUGCCCGAGCCGCUCCCCUACGAGUCGCAGGACGAUCUUCGCGCCGAGGACAAGGACAGCGACGCCGCGUGCCGUCGCGGUCCAGGUACCUUCGACCAGUCGGACGGAUGCGUACAGGCGAAAGGGGUGAAAUUCGGCGCGUUGCUCUCCCGCGUCAAGGAUCACGUCUUUCAGCAGCUGACGAGGCAGUUAGCCGCGCUGCUGAUCCUCGUGCUAGCUUCUUGCUUUCUCAUUCCGUUGCCCGCCCACUUGGCCGGCUUUUUCAUAGGAGUCUUCGUCACGGUGGUGGUGUACAAGCUAGUGCAGAGGAUCAGGGAAGUUCUGGCGACGCCGUUAGGCAAGGAACCUGUACACGUGGUUGUGCCGGUGCUGGAGAUACCGGCGGCGGAGGAGCACGCGGUCCAAGAGAGGUUCGAGGGUUGGCUCAACGAGCUGCCGUACGCUUACGAUCCUCACAACUACCAUGUGGCGCGCACCAAGUCGGUGUUCUUCAGUCUGGAAGGUGGAGUGCUGCGUGUCAUGGACACCAGGAUGAAAGUACCAAAGAGGGCGGUGUGGGACGAGCCGAAACGGAAGUAUAAGUUUACCAGAAAGCGCGUGUACAAUCUUAUCGGUGCGAAAGUCGAGUUGUUGCCGGAGGGACUCACUCGGAGAAGGAGAUGGAGCAAAAAGUAUCCGGUUUGCAUCACGAUGGAUCAAGGCGCGUUGGUGAACAGCGCGAGUCUGAGCGACUGGACGGACCUCGGAAAGGAGUACCUCGAGGACGAGAAGAAAGUCCAAGUGGAAGGGGCCAAUCAGGAGGCCGAGGAGAGUACCUUGGGCGAGGAAACGAAAAGCGAGGAUGAAGAUUCCAGAUUGGAAUAUUUCAAGGACAACGAGGAGGACGAGUUUAAGGUCGACGAAGAUGAGGACGACGACGAUCUUUCACAAUCCAAGUCCAUCAGGAGUAUUUACGAGGACUGCCGCGACAACGAGGAGGCUGCCAAGUGCAAGCUUUAUGUGUUCGCACGUGCCGACCGAGAGAAAGAAGACUGGUUUCGUAGAUUGACGUCAGCGGCAUUUCUUUCGAAAAAACGGCAUUCGCUUAGUUCCAUAAAUGAUUCCUGCGCGAGUGCAAUCUCUGCGCAGCCGGAUGCGACGGAAACAAAGUCGCCAGAGGCGUCUCCCGAAGUCACUUACAGCACCUACAUGAGCGAGUACCUGAACACGGAUCCUGAGGGCUCUCCGAGGGAGAACGAUGUCCUUUGGGUAAAUUGUCUCUUGGGUCGGCUGCUAUUUGACAUGCACAGUUGUCCAGAGACAAUCAGUCUCAUUCAGGACAAGAUACAGCGUAAGCUCUCCAGCAUAAAGCUUCCGUACUUCAUGGAGAGUUUCCUCGUGACGGAAAUGGUGAUCGGACAGGAUGCUCCGACGAUUCAUAAAAUCUCCAAGCCGACGCUCGACGAGCGGGGGCUCUGGUUCGAUUUAAACAUCACCUACAAGGGCAGCGUGACGAUGACUGUGGAGACAAAGCUGAAUCUAAUGAAGCUGACACGUGCGAGCAGCGUUCUUAGCGAUAUUGUUGACGAGAAGUCCGUACCUACCAGGUCGCCGAUGUUCGAUAGCGAUGUAGAAGAUAGCCCGGAGACGUCCACCGAAGACGAGGAUAUAGGAAACAUCACGUCGAGCAUCGCAUCUAAAGAGACCACGCCAAUACAGUCUUCUGGCAAGAAGUUUCUUAGCAUGGUCGAUAAGCUGACGGCCAAUAAAUACUUCCGACACGCUACGGAGUUGUCUUACAUACGAAGGGCGAUGGAGGGUGUCUCCAACACGGAGAUUCGCUUUAUGGUCAGCGUAUCCGGCAUCGAGGGCUGUCUCUUAGUGAACAUCCCUCCGCCGCCCUCAGAUCGACUCUGGUAUGGUUUCAAGACCGUGCCGAAAAUCGCCCUCACUGUGCAGCCAACCCUCGGCGAAAGGACUGUCAACAUUGUAUACGUGAGCAACUGGAUCGAGAAUAAGCUGCUUAGGGAAUUCGAGAAACUAGUCGUUCUACCAAAUAUGGACGAUCUAGUCCUGCCACUCUGCCCAAAUUAUCCCUUUACUACAACGUAAACGAAUUCUUGCGCCGGCCAAAUCUCCAGCUUUUACAUAUUCUUUUUGUCGUUUUUUUUUCUUAGUAUAUUUUGCGAAUAAUGUUGUGAAUAAUUUCACGCUGUUGCGUGUUAAUUGAGAAAUAUAUUCCAAGUAUAUUUUUCUUCAGUACAGCGAUUUAUCGAAAAAUUCGUAGAUAGAAAGUAACGAAAAACAAAGAAUGAAGACUCGGAUAACAAUGUAGAUUUAAAAAAAGCUGUUUUUACACAAUUUUUUAAUAUUAUCAUUACGUCAUUUGUCACAAAGAAUAACUAUGUGCAUCUACAAAAAAAGCGGGAGAAGUUAUUGUGAUAUAUAUAUGUUACUUUACUUUUAUAAAAUCCAAUGACAUAAUAAGAGGCAGGAGAGACGAAGUUUAUUAUGAGUGAGCAUUAUAUUUUUAUUACAAUAUGUAAAGCGAGCGAAAGAGGUGUGUGUAUAGGGAGAUAAUUUAAUUAAUGUUAAGUACAAACCUCGCUGUUUAUUUUAGUUACCUAUAUAAAUGUAAGCGUAAAAUAUCGAGUGAAAUUGAUGCUGCAGAGGAAAGAAUACGCAACAAUGUGAUCGUUGAAUUAGUCAUUUAAUAUAGGGCAGCUGAUGGAAAAUAUUUUCUUCAACUAUUAUUAAAAUCGCAAAGCAAUUGAGUUACAAUAAAAUCAAAUAAUCGAUAAAUUUGGGCAAAGUAUCAUCAAAAAUAAAAAUAUAUAUUAUAUAUGAAACGAGGCAAAAAGCUUACGAAGCGAUUUUCACGCCUUCGUAAUUAGAUUAUAAUCUAAUAACUAGGUUUGUAAACAAAAAAAGUGUAGUUAUACGAUCGACAAAAUGUGUAAGAAAAGAAAGCGCCAUACGGCAUGUUAAUUAUAUUUGUAAAGAAUGGUAGAACGAUGAUCGCGUGUAAAUUUCACGCGAGCUAAAAUAUUCGUUUUGUGUGCUGUCGAUCGACUGUCGGCUCGAUAAUACAAAGUUGUGCUAUGUCAGUUACUCGGUUUACAAAUAAAUAUGUAAAUUUCAUUUCUCCGUAGUCCGUUGCAAACCGAGAAACUUAUAGUUAAUGACUUUUCAACGAAUAUAGCAGAAAGAUUUACUCUCCUCUGUCUCCGAUUGAUCGGCUAACAAUGAGUGAAUUGUUCUACCCGUUCAACGACACUAGCAAAAAGAAAGCGAGAUGUUCAUUAAUAUAUAAUUGAGUAUACAGUUUGUAUCUACUAGCCAGCUUGAUCUGUGAGCUGUGUUAUUUUGUUUGAUACUAUACAAAUAUAUACGUGAACGUUCGUGUAUUUGCGUGUCUCAGGGAGAUUAUAAUAUAUAGAUUAAAUUCUGGAUCCACAAUGUGAUUUUGUUACGGUAGAGAUGAUAUUUUUAAAUACACGAGAACCCUUUUAUAUCAAAACGAGAUACAAAUUACGCUACAAAGGCCAAUUCUUAUGUGUUUAAAUGUAAAGCUAAUAUGCAAUAAAGCAAAUAUAUUUUGUAAAGAUUUUCUCAAACGACAUUCUGUUUGAUACUCGUACCGUUGCCGAACUCGCAUUGUUCCAGAAUUAAAUCACAGAGGUAUAUUAAAAAAGUUUUUGCAAAAAUAAAUUAUUGUACAUUA
Vollenhovia emeryi is the source of this 4645-nucleotide messenger RNA. RefSeq names its product testis-expressed sequence 2 protein. The coding region runs from base 337 to 3033 and encodes 898 amino acids. Gene Ontology annotation, cellular component: endoplasmic reticulum. The record is from RefSeq and is a predicted model, not a curated record. NCBI's taxonomy places the organism in Eukaryota, Metazoa, Arthropoda, Insecta, Hymenoptera, Formicidae. Gene Ontology annotation, molecular function: lipid binding. The transcript has 7 exons.